UGCGGCUGUGGGAAUCAGCCUGAUAGAGGGGGUGGUUAGAAGCAGCGCCCUGGGGCAUCUCUGCUGCUGCGGCGUUCCUCUGUAGAAAAAAUGAAGAGAAGAACUGAGCCUGAAUUUAGCAGUCCCCAAAAGAAGCAGAAGAAGAAGGCAGAAGACUUGGGUUUAACUCUCAGUUCUACUUCAGAUGAUGAAGCUCAGCUUAGUAACCAUACUACUCAAGAGUCUUCCAGUAGCAGCAGUGGGUCUGAGAGUGAGAGUGAUGAAAAAAGACUUGCCUUCAACAAUGAGUUCAAACAAGACUCUCUGGUGGAGGGUACUUCGUCCCGCUACUCAAUGUAUAACAGUGUCUCCCAAAAGCUCAUGGCCAAGAUGGGCUUCCGGGAAGGAGAAGGUUUGGGAAAAUAUGGCCAAGGUAGGAAGGAUAUUGUUGAAGCCUCCAAUCAGAAGGGAAGGAGAGGCUUUGGGCUUACCCUCAAAGGGUUUGAUGGGGAGCUGAAUAUUGAUUGGCAGGAUGAGCCAGAGCCUAGUGCCUAUGAGGAGGUGGAUUGGUGCCUUGAGUGUACCACAGAAAUCCCUGAUGCCCAGGAGCUGAAGGAGUGGAUGACUGUGGGCAAGAGGAAGAUGGUGAUUGAAGAUGAAACGGAGUUCUGCAAUGAAGAGCUUUUACUUAAUGUCCUGCGGUGCAAGAGUGUAUUUGAUGAGCUGGAUGGAGAAGAAAUGCGCAGAGCCCGAACAAGAUCUAACCCCUAUGAGAUGAUCCGUGGAGUCUUUUUUCUGAACAGAGCUGCGAUGAAGAUGGCAAAUAUGGACCAUGUCUUUGACUACAUGUUUACAAAUCCUAAGGACUUCCAGGGGAGGCCCUUGAUAAAGGAGCGAGAUGCAGAGCUGCUCUACUUUGCUGAUGUGUGUGCUGGGCCUGGGGGCUUCUCUGAGUACGUCUUGUGGAGGAGGAAGUGGCAUGCAAAAGGAUUUGGCAUGACCUUGAAAGGACCAAACGAUUUUAAACUUGAGGACUUCUAUUCUGCUUCCAGUGAGCUCUUUGAACCUUACUAUGGAGAAGGAGGGAUUGAUGGGGAUGGAGAUAUCACUCGCCCUGAGAACAUUACUGCUUUCCGGAACUUUGUUUUGGACAAUACAGAUCACAAAGGAGUGCAUUUCUUAAUGGCUGAUGGGGGCUUCUCUGUGGAGGGUCAGGAGAACUUGCAAGAAAUCCUAAGCAAACAGCUAAUGCUUUGUCAGUUUCUUAUGGCACUGUCCAUUGUCCGGACAGGAGGACAUUUUGUCUGCAAAACCUUUGAUCUGUUUACUCCAUUCAGCGUGGGGCUUGUUUAUCUGCUCUAUUGCUGCUUUGAGCGUGUGUGCAUCUUUAAACCUGUGACAAGCCGCCCUGCUAACUCAGAGAGGUAUGUGGUAUGCAAAGGGUUAAAGCUGGGGACUGAUGAUGUGCGAGAAUAUCUCUUCAUGGUGAACAUCAGACUCAACCAGUUGCGCAACUCCGAUGUGGAUGUGAAUCUAGUCGUGCCAUUGAAUGUGAUCAAAGAUGACCAGGAUUUCUACGAUUAUAUUGUCCAGUCCAAUGAAAACCACUGCAAAAUUCAGAUAAAGGCACUAGCUAAAAUUCGUGCUUUUGUUCAAGAUACGACACUGAUGGAGCCACGGCAGGCUGAAAUCCGAAAGGAGUGUCUCCAACUAUGGGGGAUUCCUGAUCAGGCUCGUGUUGCUCCCUCAUCUUCAGAUCCCAAGUCCAAGUUUUUUGAACUGAUUCAGGGCACAGACAUUGAUACCUUCAGUUACAAACCCACUCCUCUGAAUUCCAGUACGCUGGAGAAAAUCCGCCAAGUGUUCGAUUACCGGUGUAUGGUGUCUGGAAGUGAGCAGAAGUUCCUCCUGGGGCUGGGGAAAUCACAGAUCUACACCUGGGAUGGUCGCCAGUCAGACCGCUGGACGAAACUGGAUUUGAAAACUGAGCUGCCACGAGAUACCCUUCUGUCUGUGGAGAUUGUCCAUGAGCUGAAAGGAGAGGGGAAAGCUCAACGAAAAAUCAGUGCUAUCCACAUACUUGAUGUCUUGGUACUCAACGGCAAUGAUGUCCGAAACCAGCAUUUCAACCAGAGGAUUCAGCUGGCAGAGAAGUUUGUCAAAGCGGUUUCCAAACCUAGCCGACCAGAUAUGAAUCCGAUCCGAGUGAAGGAAGUGUACAGACUGGAGGAGAUGGAGAAGAUUUUUGUGAGGUUAGAGAUGAAAGUCAUCAAGGGCUCAGGGGGAAUACCCCGGCUAUCCUACACAGGCAGAGAUGACCGGCACUUCGUACCCACGGGACUCUACAUUGUACGGACUGUGAAUGAUCCCUGGACUAUGGCAUACAGCAAAAACUUCAAGAGGAAAUUCUUCUUCAACAAGAUGACCAACGAAUCAACAUUUGACCUCCCAUCUGAAUCCAUUGCACCUUUUCAUGUAUGUCAUUACAGCCGUCUCUUCUGGGAGUGGGGAGAUGGUGUCAAAGUGCAUGACUCUCAGAAAAGGCAAGAUCCAGAGAAGCUAUCAAAGGAGAAUGUCCUGUCUUUCAUCCAAGCACACUACCCCUUGCCCCAGCUCUCUUGAAGGGUGCUGGGAAGAGGCUGAGCCCAGCUCGGAUUCUUCAGGGACUGACAAGACUGGGAGACUCCACAGCUGUCCUAGCCUUUUCCAGAGCUGAUUCCCUGGAUGUGGUCUAACCUGGAAAUGACGUGCAGAAGACGUAGGAUAAGACUCUGAACUUGGCAGUGUAUAUAAGAGUAUGACCCAGGUAGUGCCUGCUGCUGGAGUACUUAUGGUGGCUCCUGGAGUGAAGGCCUAAUGCCCUUUUGUCCUGACCUACUGCAUGCAUGAGGCCAAGAGGCUAGCAGCUUUCUUUGCUCCUGUUAAAAUAUUCAGCAAGGUUUGUGGAGCUCUGUGCGUCAGGACUCUCCAGGCUUGUGCUUCCCUGGCAGUGGGAAGGAGCAGAUGAAAGUGGCAGUGCUGGGCAACAGCACGUUGAUGCAACCCUGCGUCGUACCUGGCAGCUGUAUGUCCCCUUGGCUUGUUAAAGGCCUUCACUGCCUAGUGGAGGCUAUUAAUUCACUGGGGAAUGCUAGCAUUGGCGUGCAAACAUGAACUUUUUUUGGUGUUUCCAACACAUCAGCUUUCCAGGCACUUGGCUUGCCAACGGCAAUUCCUAUGUGAUGGUAUCCUGUUGGACAGAAGCCAGCACAGGUGAUGAGUAGACUUCCUGGCACGAAUUUGAUGUUUCAGUGCCAGGAUUUUCACAGAUGUCCACAAGCUGCUGUUUCAAGGAUUCUUCCUUUGCAGGUCAGUGACUGAUCCUGAACCAGCAGCCUGCAGUUAAUUCAUGCAAGUGUUUAUGCCUCAUGGUAAUUCUGAGACCAAGGUGCUUUGGUUCUUAGUACUUCAUGCUGUUACCCAAAUCUUCGGGAAGGAAAGUGGAUGUGGGAGGGAAGACAUAGGAAGUUGGGGAUGCCAGAAGUGUUCAGAGGAAAUCAUGGGUACGUUUGAUUUUUUUUUUUUUUGUU
Molecule: messenger RNA, 3548 nt
Organism: Lagopus muta (rock ptarmigan)
Lineage: Eukaryota; Metazoa; Chordata; Aves; Galliformes; Phasianidae
Gene: CMTR1
Product: cap methyltransferase 1
Exons: 24
Coding region: 91-2601 (836 amino acids)
Biological process (GO): 7-methylguanosine mRNA capping
Cellular component (GO): cytoplasm; nucleus
Molecular function (GO): methyltransferase cap1 activity; protein binding; nucleic acid binding
Source: RefSeq, a predicted model, not a curated record